ACUCGAUAAGAUUUGUUGACGGUGCAGUACAAAUUAAUCGAUCCUGAUGCUAUAUAUCAAAAGACUUGAAGCAAAGAAAGUGCAAUAGCCAAUAGUGCAACAUAAUAUUGCGAAGAAUGCUUGAAACCAGAGGUGUAUAGAUCUAAAUUAGGAAAGAUGAAUUCGGAUUUUUGAACCCUGGAUUUUGAGGCGAUAAAUCUAGAUCUAGAGUCUAGAGCUAUUGAUUUUGAAGUUGAGAAAAAUAUUACUGUGUACGGGUAUUAACAUUCACAGACAGUUGUAAUGCCCAGUGGCCGCCGGAUAUUUUCCCGUAUUCAGUCGGGAAAUGCCUACUCGUCGUCAGGAAAAAGUGGUGGCUCCGGGGGCAGCCACGGUCCCGAUGACUCAAGUGGCAAUGUGGUUCCUCUUGCCUCGAUGGUGGUCCUGCCCAAACACAGCUACCUGCCAGAUAUCCCUAUGGACAGCAACCUGUAUUUUGAGUGCAUGCUGUUUGUCUUUGGUAUCAUCAUGAUGUGUCUACAGUACAUCAACUUGUACAAGACCGUGUGGUGGUUGCCACAGUCCCAUGCACAGUAUGCUCUGAAUUUUUACCUUAUUGAUUUUUACCUGGUUGGUUUUAUUUCAAUACUGCUGGCUACAAGAUUUUUGGUCUACUUUGUACAAGAGAUUCAUAGUGCAAAACUGUUGUUCUGGUUGAUGCAGGGGGCAAAGGUCGUACUCAGCUUUUGCUUUAUCAUUGGUCUUGGAGUGACCGGCUACAUGGUUGUUUCUGAGCAUGGUAUCAAAACAUGCCUGUUUUUGUUUUAUCCUGUUGUCAUCUAUCUCGUCCUGUUUGGGUUUGCCGUAAAACCGCUGUACCAGCGCUACCAAGCCUGGCCCCGACCUGCCCUCAGCAUGGAUCGCCAGACAUCGGGGCCGCAGAGGUUCAAGGUCAGGGAUGAUGUUCCACUUGGCCAUGCAUGCACUCUGACCCCUGACAUCGUGAGAGAUGAAGUGGACAUUCUCAAAAGAGACUUCAACAUGCGACUGAAGCAGAUAUUGUUCAACUCUCUAACCACGUCAUUUUAUGCUACUGGUGUUCCUGUUUGGUUCUCGCAGAAUGCUCACAGUAGCUGUGAUGCAUGCUGGAACACGCUGUACUAUGACUCAUGGUGGAUGUGGCAACACGUGUGCUUGACCUGGCUGAGCGCGCUACUCAUGCUCACCUCCCACUUCCUCCCGCCGCACUACCUACACCUGCUGCACAAGAGCGCGCGUCAUUUAGGCCGAUGGCAGAGGAUGGAGGCUCGACAUGCACACGUGCCCUAUAAUGCGUGGUCAGAGCUACAGGUGUGGCCACAGGGAGCUCUGGUCAAACACGUCCGGGGUUUGUUCAAGGCUGAGGGAAUCAUCGUGACUGCUGAACCCGGGAACAGCCUGCACAGUCGGUUUUAUAUGCUGUUUCACCAACCCCUGAGAGUUAUGAACUGGCUGGUAAGUCUAACAGGGCUGGUGGUCGGCUACCAAAUGUUCCGACUGUUACAGAGCUCAGAGUGGAGCCACGUAAUCUCACUCGCCCUCCUCAUGUUCUGCAACUUUUACACCCUCUUCAAGCUGGUCCGUGAUUGGUUCAUCAUGGGAAAAGUCUACAAGCAGCAUGAUUACGGCAUCACUGACUGAGCUGAGAACAUGGUGAAAGGACAAAAGGAUAUUAUGUGAUCCAAUUAUUGGUCUCAUCUAUUGUCAAUUUGAUGUUGGCAGCACCAACUGCAUUGAGAACACAUACUCUAAGGUAUCGAAUAAACAAGGGGGGAUCGGAAAAAA
Molecule: messenger RNA, 1803 nt
Organism: Aplysia californica (California sea hare)
Lineage: Eukaryota; Metazoa; Mollusca; Gastropoda; Aplysiida; Aplysiidae
Product: transmembrane protein 39A
Exons: 10
Coding region: 283-1659 (458 amino acids)
Cellular component (GO): membrane
Source: RefSeq, a predicted model, not a curated record